CCCUUAGGCUCUACAACAAUAGUUGAGUUCAUUUCGAGAAUAGUUCCGCUGCAUAACUUACAUGUGUGUAACCUUGCAUAACCCCCACUUACCAUUUAUGGAAAACAAUUAACUGUUUUCUCGAUUUAGUUUAACAUGUUAUAUCUCUUUCAUUUUAGGUCGUAAUUGAUUUUUUCCAAAGGAAAAUCAAAUGCAUUGUGCUCUUUGAAAUGACAUACACUUUGACAUAUUUUGGAACAAAAAAAAUCAAGAUAUUUAUUACCAAUAUAGACCAUGUGGUGAUGCUUGAUAGUUCAUAAGAUUAUACCGUGUGUUAUGUAAGUGCAUCAUGGUGGUACGAAUAUACAAGAGUGUAGAAUGAUUAUAUACACGAUAGUAGGAAUAUAUUAAUGACCAUUUAACACUUUUGAUCACCGUUUACCACCAGUUAUCACACUAUUCCAUGAUGGUAUAUAGUGGUAUAUUUGGUCCUGAAAUUUUAUUUUCAAUAAAAUUGUAGAUCCAAUAUAUCACGAUACAUUUAAUUUGUUCCUAAUGGGUAAAAAAUUUAAGCAAUUCAAGUUUAAAAUGAAGGUGGUACCAGGUGGUACUAGAGUUGUAACAAGUAGUACAGGUUGUACAAAACAAAUCUUCAAAAUAUAUUAAAAAUUGAUAUAAUUUUGUAGAUCACAACCAACCUGUUUCGUAUGUGCAAAUUUUUUGCAAUCCAAGUUAAACAUAGAAGAUAAAAGCUAAUUAAAAAAGAAGGGAAAAUAAAUUAAUCCUUUAAUCGCACCCCUUAGAUUUGGAUACACUUAAAAUUAAAGGGCCAUAUCUAAUUAUGCAAGGGUUAUACACGCUAUCUUGGACCGUUGGUUUCUUUUCAUGCAUUGAUAGUUUCUAAAUUUGGUGAUUGGUGUUGUUUAUCUUUUGUGUGAGUUUUAGACUAACAAAUCAUUAGGACAAUACUCAAAAGAAAAACGUAUAUUCGAGUCUCUCUAAGUAAUUUGUAAGUAUCGUUUUUUUUUUUUGUUUAGUUGGUUUGAACUAUUGCCUUCUCUGGAAAAUGAGCAAACAGAAAGCUUUACCAAUGAUGUAGUUUCUCGCUCUUUUAGCAUUAAAAUAUUUCCAAUAAGGAAAGGGCAUUGCAAUGUGACUAAUUGUUUGAUAAUGAAAACUUAAGUAUUUUUUUAAAAUUAACGAUAAAACAAUGAACCGGCCAUCGGGCCGGGCACAUAUACUAGUACUACAUAAGAGGCAUUUACUGUCUUGUUAAACACCUUUGAGUCAUUAGUGAGAAUUUAGGUUGUCCCUUAGAGCAUCUCCAAUGGUACGUGCCAUCUACAUGCAAUUUCAAGACUGGUCCCUACUGCUACUUCAUCAACUUUAACAAUUAUCUCACUCAUUUCCAUACCACCUACAUCAAUGCAAUUCACAUGCAAUUGCAAUUGGGAGCGGAUUUGGUCUAAUUAUGAAAGGUAUGGUAACAAGAGCUCUCAAAAGAAAAGGGGAAAACAAGCUAUGGCAAAUCGAUGGGGCAGGUUGAACCAAGCGGUAUCAAAGUCCGUCGACUGCUACGAACAAAUCCAACAUAGAAAGGAAAGUGCUAUAAACGAGGGAUAUAAGAAGAACAGGGAAAAGCAACUAUAUCUUGAGAAUAUAGGUAAAGAUUUUGCUUUUAUGCAUGUUUGGGUUGUCAUAAAGGAUGAAGAGAAAUGGAGCAGUCAAAGUGAGAGGGCUAAACCUCUAGACUGUGAUGAAGAUAGAGGAGGAUCAAAGAGGACUAAAAAUACCGCUUCUGGUCAAUACACCUCAUCAUCGUCAAAUACAACCAUGCCAUCCAGGGGAGAGCCAAAGACUGUGUUCUCAUCCUCGUCCCCCAGGUAGAAAAGCCUCCAAGGAUAAAGGUAAAAAAACAUAAAUCUAUGUCAUCUGAUCAUCAGAAAAUAUGCAGUUAUUACAACGACAAGUCGAUAUUGAAAUGAAAAAGGUAGAAGCGAUGAGGAAAUUUUCAACCAUCAUGGAGGCUGAUUUGAAGUAAAAAGAACAAUGUCGGAAAGAUAAAUUGAUAGUGAAGUUGUUGGCUAUGGAACCAACAACAAUGACAGAAACUCAAAGGAAACAAUAUAAAAUGCAGCUGAAUGAGCUACUAUGUGAUACAUAGUUUCUCAUUGUUCUUUCGAGGGUUUGUGUUUUCCUAUGUGAGUUUUCAUUGUGAUCUAUAUCUAAAUGUUUAACAUUUUGUAUCUUUUUUAAUUUAUGAGUGUGUUUAAUUAAUUAGUUGUCUAAAUGUGCUUAAUAUGUUUUUAAUCUGUACAACACACCACGUAUAUUGCAAAAUAAUAAAAUGAAUGAAUGAUGAAAAAAGAAAUGAUAUGAUAAUGUUUUUUGUUAUGAAAUGGAUGGAAGAAACGAUUGCACGUGGCCCAAAAGAAAAAGAAUGGUUGGAAAAGAAGAAAGAAAAAGAAAAGGUCCCACAUUUGCAUGUAUAAUUGCACAAAGUGCAAACUUUCAACAUUUGAAAGUGGUCUUCCACCAAUGCAAUUGCCUUUUUCAAUUGCAAGUGUUUGCCAUCUCAACAUGCAAAUGGAAAUAAUUACACCAAUGCAUAUGCUCUUAGACCAUCCACAUCCACGAAAUACAAUUUUUAUUUCAUAUGUUGCCCCUACUGCCACAUCAACAACUUUUUUUUAUUUCAUUAUAUAUCACUUUCAUAGUGUGAGCCCAAGUGAUUUUUUAAUAUAACUAUACAUUUUAUCUGAUCUAUAUUAUUUUACAAUUUAAGAUGUAUCACAUAUUUAAAAUAAUAUAUUGUAUUCUUCUAAUUAUCCAUAAUAAAUUAAAUUUAUUAAUUCACUAAAAGAUAUAUUAUUUGUGUUUAAUGACUUUUUUAUUAAGUAUCAUUCAUUUGCUAUGUAAUUUUUAUUUGGAUGCAGGUGUGACAUCUUUAUAUUUAUAUAAGUGUAUGUGAACUUUAUUUUUGUAUUACACAUUAAGUAUUUACAAAAUUAAUUAAUCAAAAGGUAAUGAAUUUUUCUAAUCUAAUAAGUUUGUUAUCUUAACUUGUAAUUGAAAAAUAAAAAUUCAAUAUCUUCCAACCCACACACCAAUGUAAAUGAAAAGAGAGAAAAAAAAAACAUAAAGUGGAGAUGGGGCCCACAAACCAUUUCAUUCACUUUUCCAAUGAAGUGGAAUAGGAGCUGCAACCAUGGAAUGAGAAAUGGAAGCGUCCUGUUUAGGGGUGGGCAUUGGUGCGGUCCAAACCGCACCGCCCGCUCCAAAUCACUUGUGCGGUCGGUCCAAACCGCACCAUUAAGGUUGCGGUCUCAUUUGCGAUCUAAUAAUUAAGCGGUUUGCGAUAC
Molecule: messenger RNA, 3341 nt
Organism: Linum trigynum
Lineage: Eukaryota; Viridiplantae; Streptophyta; Magnoliopsida; Malpighiales; Linaceae
Source: the annotation of a GenBank genome assembly